Molecule: messenger RNA, 2766 nt
Organism: Actinia tenebrosa (Australian red waratah sea anemone)
Lineage: Eukaryota; Metazoa; Cnidaria; Anthozoa; Actiniaria; Actiniidae
Product: extracellular calcium-sensing receptor-like
Biological process (GO): G protein-coupled receptor signaling pathway
Cellular component (GO): membrane
Molecular function (GO): G protein-coupled receptor activity
Source: RefSeq, a predicted model, not a curated record
CCUCAGAGUAUUCAGAGACGGUCACGUGAUAAUUGGAGGCUUUUCUUCUGUUCAUAAUUACAGGUGUCAGAGGUUUAAACCUUCGAGUCUAGGGAAGUGGGAAGCGAUGAUCUAUGCAAUAGAAGAAAUUAAUAGAGAUAAGGUCCUUCUUCCUAAUCUAACUUUAGGCUACGACAUACGUGAGACAUGUGAUAGCGCAAUACACACAGCAAGGCACGCGUACCAGUUUGCUACAGCAUCUACCAUGAACUGCAAAGCUGUAACGUGCGUAUCGAGUAACAAAUAUCUUUGCGACGUCAACGAUACUUCAGYMRWUAAAGAAUUACCAAGAAAAAACUACAGUUCAACUUAUCCAGUAAUUGCCAUCGUCGGARCACUAAGUUCCCAAGUUGCCAUCCCAUUGGCUAGUUUCUUGCAGGCUGUCCGAAUACCUUUCGUUGAAUCCGCUGCAACAAGUGAGGAUCUGAGUUCACCAAUGUAUGACAGCUUCUUUCGGACUGUUCCAUCAGAUGCUAACCAGGCCAAGGCAGUUGCAGACAUCAUAGACCAUUUUGGUUGGAGAUACGUAGCAGCAGUAGCAGUGGAUGAUUCCUACGGUCGUCAAGGAGUGUUAGCACUGCAGCGAGAAUCCAUCCAACGUAAAACCUUCUGUAUCGAUCUGUUUGGUUACAUUCCCUUAUCGAACUACAACAACAAUCUCAACAUGAUUUUAUCUUCCCUCAUACUACGUAAAACUGUUAAAGUUAUAGUUAUCUGGAGUCAUUCUCUGUAUGGAAGAGAAAUACUGAAGGUUGCUGUAAAAAAAGGCUUGGAAAACCGUGUCUGGAUUUUCAGUGAAGCGUUUGCAGUGAAAAGUCCAAAAUUUUUGUCAUCAAUCCCCAAUAUUUCAUCUACUGGGAUUCAUAUAGGAACCAUAGUACGAAGUAAAACUCCURAAMAGUUUCAUCAAUACCUUAUAAAUAGAAUACUGUGCAACCACUCUGAAGGUCAAGACAAUUAUUUGAGGGAACAGUUCUGGAAAUCUGUGRUUUUAACAAAUCYUUCCUCCCAAGGGUCAAACAAUGCUUGCAGUAACAGCCUUCUACAUGAUCAAUUACUACAAAUAGUUGCUGAUGAUUACAAUAUUUAUGUCAUCGAUGCAAUYUAUAGUGUUGCUUAUGCACUUGACCAAAUGAUCAGAUGUAGAAGAGUGAGAGGUUCAGCUUCCAUGGAYAAAGAUUCAUGUCCAGAUAACGAAGGCAYGUCAGAACCUGGUAAAUURAUUGAAUACCUAAAAAGAGUCGAAUUCGAAGGCGAGACUGGAAAAGUACAGUUCGAUUCAAGAGGCGAUCCAGUAGGAGCUAUUUAUGACAUCGUGUAUUUUAACACAUCUAAAGGAAAUGGURGCGAAAUGAUCACUAAGAAUGUCAUUGGAUCUUGGAACAAAAACAGAAAGAGACCCUUAAAGAUGACUAACACAUUGACAUUUUGGGAGAAUGAUAGAGACGGUGAGAAAAUUCCAUCCUCCACAUGUAUAGAUGAAUGCAAGCCAGGGCAAUGGAAAGUACCUACUACAGAAUGUUGCUGGAAAUGUUUACCAUGUAUCGAUGGAAGUGUUUCAGAAACAAACGGAGCACUGAGUUGUACAACCUGUAGUAAAACACAAAUGUCCAACUUUGAACAGACGCGAUGCAUACCCCUUCCUAUAAAUAACAUUGACUGGUCAGACAUAGUUUCAAUCAUACUCACUAUAAUAAGUAUUCUAGGGUUUGCUAUUGAUGUGUGUGUGUUUGGUAUCCUGUUCUAUUUUCGUGACACUCCCAUGGUAAAGGCUUUAAACAAAGUGUGUACUCUUGUUCUCCUCCWCGGAAUAGCUUUGUGUUUUGGGAUGACUUUWYUMUAUAUYGUAAGACCUUCAUCUGRWUUGUGUUCKGUCCUGAAGCCGUUACGMUAUGUGGUUUACACCAUUUGUUGUUCGGCUUUGUUUCURAAAACAAUGCAAAUUGUGCAUKCAUUUAAUAUMUCUMARMUCAAAAMYUGGGUAAAGGCAUUUAUUUGCAGCACCCAACGACAAGUGAUUGYACUUYUAGUAAUGAUAUGCAUUGAAGUAUUACUUGGCGCUUGGUGGAUUCUCUGGGAUCCACCAUACGCUCACGUGAGCAUUUUCCACAAAAGUCACGUGUUUAUCACUUGUGUGCCAUUCAGAGGUGCCCCUGGUAAGAUACUUGAUAGCCUUAUGCUUGUGUAUCUUCUAUUGUUGGCUGGGUGCUGCAUUUAUUAUGCUUUUCGUGCAAGAAAUCUUCCAGCUCAUUUCAACGARGCCAAACACAUWAGCUUUUCUCUUUACAUCUUCCUUUUAUCCUGGAUAACCUAUUACCCUGUAGAUUAUGCAGCGGAGGGWUGGUACGUUGCUGUCCUAUCAGCAGCUACUCUCCUUCUCAGUUCCUAUGGUCUUCUAGGYUGUAUUUUUGGRCCMAAACUAUUCAUAAUURUUUUGCACCCCGAGAAAAACACCAUGGAGUUCAUAAGGGCUGARAUGCGUGGUAACGAAAACUUCAGGCAGUCAGUAGAAAAUCCAAGUUCUGUAAGAACAGCUGUAAAAUCUUCCUAAAAUAUAUUGUAAGCCUGUGUAACGACGUGGUUAUGGAAAUCGAUUUUAACACAGAACGAUGUAGUAGCGAAUCGUACUUCAAUUUUUGACAAAACGGUAAUAUUAUGGAAUACUAAGGCCCUGUUUACAUGGGAGGAGGAUUAUCCUACGGGUAGGAUCUUCUUUGAAGGCGAAUC